CAGAUACUUCGCUGAGCUGGAACAUGCUGGCAACAAACCUGCCCCAGCAGACUGGAAAACUCCCUACUUUUAAUCACUGGGAGAGCUAAAACCAGCAAUGUGCUGCUGCCGAUUUUUCCCUGCGGAGAAAACUGUUUGAUGCCUGCGAGGCUUGAAGCUCACUUUCUUACACAGGAAAAAGCAGUGUGUGACUGACAUAAAACUCACUGUAAAUGCAUAAUUUUUUUUAUGUUUCCACUUGUAAAAGUGACCAAAGAAAAGUCCAGCUUGAUUCCACCCCAUAUGCACAGCAGCAGCUUGGAAGGACUUGUUUUCCUUUUUCUUUUUUUUUUUCCUCCUUUUUUUUUCUCUUUUUAACCUGUGCUCUAUCAGGUCCAUAAUCAGUUGUGAAUUCAACUCCUUUGCUGACAAUGAAUACCACACACUCUGCAUUUUCAUUUCAGCCUGUGCAGCUUAAUGUCACCGAAGACUUCAACGACUCCACUCUGAACAGCAGAAGUGGCGAUGGAUUUUGUGAGCAGGUCUUCAUAAAAGCAGAGGUCUUCUUGACUUUAGGGAUCAUCAGCCUCCUGGAAAACAUCCUUGUCAUUCUUGCAGUGCUGAAGAAUGGAAACCUACAUUCUCCCAUGUAUUUCUUCCUUUGUAGCUUGGCUGUGGCAGAUAUGUUGGUGAGCAUGUCAAACGCCCUGGAGACUGUCAUGAUUGCAAUCCUGAGCAACGGCUACUUGAUCAUUGAUGACCACUUCAUCCAGCAUAUGGACAAUGUUUUUGACUCAAUGAUUUGUAUUUCUUUGGUAGCCUCAAUUUGCAACCUCUUGGUUAUAGCCAUUGACAGGUACAUCACUAUUUUCUAUGCUCUCCGUUACCACAGCAUCAUGACUGUGAAGAAAGCUUUAACCUUGAUUGUGGUCAUUUGGAUUGCUUGUAUCAUCUGUGGCAUCAUAUUCAUUGCCUACUCAGAGAGCAAAACUGUCAUUGUGUGUCUCAUCACCAUGUUCUUUACCAUGCUCUUCCUCAUGGCCUCCCUCUAUGUCCACAUGUUCCUGUUCGCCCGCCUGCACGUGAAGCGAAUCGCAGCCCUGCCCGUGGAAGGGGUGCCCUACCAGAGGACCUGCAUGAAGGGAGCUGUCACCAUCACCAUAUUGCUGGGUGUCUUCAUUGUCUGCUGGGCACCUUUCUUCCUCCACCUCAUCCUCAUCAUUUCGUGCCCGAUGAAUCCAUACUGCAUCUGCUACACCUCACACUUCAACACCUACCUGGUGUUGAUAAUGUGCAAUUCGGUGAUUGACCCACUCAUUUAUGCUUUCCGGAGUCUGGAGAUGAGAAAGACAUUCAAAGAAAUAGUGUGUUGUUGUUAUGGCAUGAGUGUGGGACAGUGCAUGCUAUAAACCUCUGGCUUUGGGUGGAAAAUGCCCACAAUAGGUGUAUGCAUAUAUAUGUAUGUAUUAUCAAGAUACACAGCAGCUCACUUUUAAUGCAGUGCCUGAAGGAAGGGUGCAGGAAAGAAAAAUGCCUUCUACAUGAUGCCUUGUUUCAUACUUUUCAGAAUGAGAAACAGUUUCAACAGAAUUAUAUGAAGUUUUUUAAAUAGCUAUAACAGAAGGAAAUCCAGAGUGGCUUAAAAAUAGCUUAAGAAACUUACUGGGGAAAAACAAAUCCUGAAAGGGAAUACUAUCUUCUAGAGAUUGAAAUAAUGUUCUCUCUACCAUUCAUUUGUGCCUGUUGCUUUAUCUUUGUGUCAUCACCACCAAGUCAGUGGUUUCUAAAAGAUUCGAUUAGUCAUCUCUGUGGAAAGGUAUUCAAAACCUAACAGGUAACAACAUUGUUCCACACCUACUCCCAUGCCUCCACCUUUUAAUGAAAGAACAGACUGAUAUUUAUGCUGUUUGCUAUAAAGCAACCCGAGUACAAUUUUUGAAGGGUGAAACUAAACAUUUCUCUUGCACUGAGAUCAGUCAAAUUAAAAGGAAUCACAGUAUCAGUGACAGUGUAAUUUAAACAGCUGCCUGAUAGGAUUGACUCAGAUGAAGGCUUUUACAUUAUUUAUUGUGAUAUAGGAGUAUUAUAUCCUUGAAUAUUUAAUUAUUUUUCUAAGCUGGAAUGCACUGAUUAAUGUAGUGUUUGGUCUGUCCAUAAAAAGUCACAGAAACCUCCUUUUGAGAAACCAUCACUAAUGAGACCCACAGAUCUGACCAUCAGGAAUAGCUAAAAUUCAAAAUAAUUUUAAUCUAGCUUUGUGUAAAAGCUGCAUGGAGUCAUUAGAAAU
This is a messenger RNA of Lepidothrix coronata (blue-crowned manakin), 2266 nucleotides long. RefSeq names its product melanocortin 3 receptor (gene MC3R). Gene Ontology annotation, biological process: G protein-coupled receptor signaling pathway. Gene Ontology annotation, molecular function: peptide hormone binding; melanocyte-stimulating hormone receptor activity. Gene Ontology annotation, cellular component: membrane. The record is from RefSeq and is a predicted model, not a curated record. The transcript has a single exon. NCBI's taxonomy places the organism in Eukaryota, Metazoa, Chordata, Aves, Passeriformes, Pipridae. The coding region runs from base 411 to 1388 and encodes 325 amino acids.